CGUCUGGCAGGUCUACCAGGAGAGUACCAAGAGAAGAAUAUCUCUAGUCCAGAGACAAACUACUGUCUCCUAUCAGACCUCAUAAUCUGGACUCAGUAUCAGAUACAACUGGCUGCCUACACUGCUGCAGGCCUGGGAGAGUAUAGUACUGCUGUUACUGAGUACACACUACAGGGAGUCCCCACAGCGCCCCCUCAGGCUGUAGAGGUAACAGCAGUCAGCUCCUCAGCGAUCAGAUUCACCUGGAACCCUCCGCCUCAGCAGUUCAUCAACGGGAUCAACCAGGGAUACAAGUUGCUAGUCUGGCCAGAGCACUCCCCGAGGCUGUAACCAUAGUGACCAUCACCCCGACUACCCCGGUUCCCGCCUCACCGGAUUGGUUGUUGGACUAAGGAAGUUCACCUGGUAUCUAGGCUCCACCCUCUGCUUCACCACACCCGGCGAUGGACCCAAGAGCCCUCCCAUACUAUUACAGACACACGAAGACACUCCAGGUCCGGUGGGUCACUUGAGCUUCACUGAGAUCCUGGACACGUCUCUGAGGGUGAGCUGGGCAGAGCCUAUAGACAAGAACGGCAUCAUCACAGGUUAUGUGAUAUUGUGGUGUGUUUCUGGGUCAGCAUCGGGGUCAGGGUCGGAGGGCAAUGCGUCAUGUGAGGAGCGAGCUCUCUCUAACUCUACCCUGCAAUACAAGGUCACCAGCUUGACCUCUAUGACAUCAUACGCCCUGGAGGUCGCCGCCAUGACAGCGGCAGGAAGAGGCGUGGCCACCACCUCCACCAUCUCCUCUGGAGUUCCACCAGAGCUUCCUGGUGUGCCCUCUAACCUGGUCAUCUCCAACAUCAGCCCUCGCUCCGCCACACUAAGGUUCCGCCCCGGCAGCAAUGGGAAAACGGUCAUCUCCAAAUGGAUCGUAGAAGGACAGGUGGUGAGAGAGAGGGGUGGAGAGAGGGAUGGGAAGGAGGAGGAGUGGAGAGUCGUGUAUGAGAGAGAGAACAGAGAGAAGCAGCCUGAUGUCGACUCAAUGGAAAUACCAGACCUCCUCCCCUUCACACUGUACAGGUUCCGAUUGCGCCAGGAGAACAUUGUGGGCUCCAGUCCCUCUAGCACCCCCUCCAGGAUGAUUCAGACACUGCAGUCGGCCCCCGACACACCCCCUAACAACCUCACCCUGGUUACAGCUACACAGACCAGCCUCACACUACGCUGGGCGCCGUUACCGGUUUCUGAGUAUAAUGGUAGUCCAGAGACGGUGGGUUACUGGGUGUGUGUCCGGCGGGCAGACGGCCGGGGAGAGGGAGAGGAUGGAGGAGGUGGCGGAGGUCAGAGGACAGGGGUCAGGGGCUAGUGGUCAGCAAAGCGAGACGAUGCUGGAGGGCCUGGCUGAAUGGACGGACUACCAGUUGAAGAUACAAGCCUUUAACUCCAUAGGAGACGGACCAUGGAGUAACACACUGACCACACACACCAAGGAGUCAGUGCCGUCUGGCUGUCCAGUGAAUGUGAGUGUGGAGGCGGUGAGUUCUACCAGGAUUUUGGUCACAUGGUCUCCUGUUCCCGAGAUGCAGAGAAACGGACCCAUCCUCGGUUACAAGGUAC
Molecule: messenger RNA, 1599 nt
Organism: Oncorhynchus keta (chum salmon)
Lineage: Eukaryota; Metazoa; Chordata; Actinopteri; Salmoniformes; Salmonidae
Product: protein sidekick-1-like
Exons: 10
Coding region: 713-1348 (211 amino acids)
Molecular function (GO): protein binding
Source: RefSeq, a predicted model, not a curated record